Messenger RNA from Camellia sinensis, 2306 nucleotides. Lineage: Eukaryota; Viridiplantae; Streptophyta; Magnoliopsida; Ericales; Theaceae. The record is from RefSeq and is a predicted model, not a curated record.
AAAAUCUCACGAAAUUUGGUUUCACAAAUGUGUCCUCAUCGUCUCAUCUCAGAUGAAUUUCGAGGUCGUCUCUCAUCUAAUAACGCCCAGCAAGAUUUAUAGCCCAUACGGUGGUCUGUCACUCACUGUAUCACAAUUUCCCUCUCUCUCCGUAUAUCACAACCAGAGUCGGAGUCGGAGUCAGUGGACUGAGACACAACAAAUGGCUUCAGCUAACGAAGGACAUAAGCAAGGUUCUGCUAAAAGAGUUGCUGUUGUUGGUGCUGGUGUUAGUGGCCUUGCAGCAGCAUACAAGUUGAAAUUACAUGGUUUGAAUGUCACAAUAUUUGAAGCUGAAGGGAGAGCUGGAGGGAAGUUAAGAAGCAUUUCACAAGAUGGUCUAAUAUGGGAUGAGGGGGCAAAUACAAUGACAGAGAGUGAGAUGGAGGUUGGAUAUUUGCUCGAUAAUCUUGAACUUCGUGGAAAGCAACAAUUUACACAUAGGUCAAACUUGUCCUUGAACCACAGGUUGUGCUGGUUUCACAUUCAUACUAGGAUGAGCCAAUUUCACAGAACAAGCGCUAUAUUGCAAGAAAUGGAGAACCUGUACUGUUCAAUAUGCCAGAUACCUUCGAAUCCCAUUGCACUGAUUAGAAGCAAUUUUCUCUCUACACAAUCAAAGUUUCAAAUAAUGUUAGAGCCAUUUCUGUGGAAGAAACGGAACUAUGCAAAGAUGUCUGAUGCAGAGGAAAGUGUAGGUGGAUUCUUUCAGCGUCAUUUUGGGAAAGAGGUGGUUGACUAUCUAAUUGACCCUUUCGUUGCGGGCACAUGUGCUGGGGAUCCUGAAUCACUCUCUAUGCCCCAUGCAUUUCCAGAGUUAUGGAACCUAGAGAAAGAGUUUGGUUCAAUCAUAUUUGGGGCAAUUCGAUCUAAAUUUUCUGCCAAAAGGGAAAAAAGUGGUGCACUGAACAGUUCAACAAAUAAAAAGCAUCAGCGUGGUUCAUUUUCAUUUUUGGGUGGAAUGCAGACUCUCACAGAUGCACUGUGCAAAGAUCUUGGCAAAGAUGAACUUAAACUCCAAUCAAGGGUGCUGGAAUUAUCUUAUGGCUGUGAGGAGAACUCUGUGUCAGAGUGUUGGUCAGUUUCUUAUGCUCCAAUACAUGACAAGCAGUCAGAAGAGCAAUCUUUCGACGCGGUAGUCAUGACGGCCCCUCUCUGUAAUGUUAAAGAGAUGAAGAUUACAAACAAAGGAAGUCCGUUUUUGCUUGACUUUCUCCCUGAGGUGAGUUAUCUGCCACUCUCUGUUAUAAUCACCACAUUCAAAAAGGAGAAUGUCAGGAGACCACUCGAGGGGUUCGGAGUUCUUGUUCCUGCUAAAGAGCAACAAAAUGGUUUGAAAACCCUGGGUACUCUCUUCUCUUCUAUGAUGUUUCCAGAUCGUGCACCUAGUGACUUGUAUCUUUAUACUACCUUUGUUGGGGGGAGUCGAAAUAAAGAACUGGCAAAAGCUUCAACGGACGAGUUGAAGCAGGUUGUAACUUCUGACCUUAGACAGUUGUUGGGUGCAGAGGGAGAACCAACAUUCAAAAAUCACUUCUUCUGGAGUAAAGCAUUUCCACUAUAUGGGCAUAACUACGAUGCAGUUUUACAAGCGAUUGAGAAGAUGGAAGUAAACCUACCUGGAUUUUUCUAUGCAGGUAACCAUAGAGGAGGAUUAUCUGUUGGCAAAGCGUUGUCAUCUGGUUGCAAAGCAGCUGACCUUGUAAUAUCAUAUCUGGAGUCUUCUUAUGAUGAUAAGUUGUCCGGGGAGAAACCUUGUUGAAGACAUGAGGUGGCCUUAUUGGUUACUACAUAGACCAUGCUCUACUUCUUGUUCUCAUUUUCCUCGACUUUGAAGCAUGGAAGAUUGGGUUUGUCGAUCAUGAUGCACAUGUAUCUGAUGUACUAGGAUUUCGAAUAAAAUUUUCAGGAUUUCCUUCUCAAGUUCAGACCACUAAUUUCCUCUACUAAUGAGACCCAGGUUUGCUCAUCACACAGACACCUCUGCUCAUUAUUUGCAAGAACUCAAAAGCCAAAAAUGAAAAUAUAGUUUCUGUAACACAGAUUGGGCUGUGACCCAUCAGUUGUCCUUCAAUCAUGGGUUGUAUCAGUAGAAUACUUGUGUAUGAGUUAGUUCUUGUUGAGUGAAUAAGGGUGUUGUCUGAUCAUUUUCAAUUAUUUUGUUAAACAACCUUUUUCUAUGAGUUCCUUAGGGUAUCCUGACAUCACUGCGCUGCUCUUGUCAUUGCACAUUUAGCUUGCUAUUAAGUUGAAAUUUAUUAUGUCCA